Messenger RNA from Hypoxylon trugodes, 2595 nucleotides. RefSeq lists its product as uncharacterized. The coding region runs from base 1 to 2502 and encodes 833 amino acids. The record is from RefSeq and is a predicted model, not a curated record. The transcript has 2 exons. Lineage: Eukaryota; Fungi; Ascomycota; Sordariomycetes; Xylariales; Hypoxylaceae.
AUGGUAGAAUUGAUCUCUAGUGAAGCACAGAUAACAAGAGAUCAUAUCACUUCAGAUGGGGACCGAACCCGUCUCAUGAUUGAAUCCGAAUCUACUCAACGCCAUCUAGAAAAAACACGCAAUCGGAUGCUCAGCACUUUGUGGUUCCCCGAGACGAACCAACGAGAGAAUAACAUUACAGAGUCCUCAGACGAUAUCGUAGAUAUGAUAUUCCCAAACUCCGAAUUUUCAGAUUGGCUUCAAUCGGACGGCUCGGUAUUUUGGAUCAGUGGUAAACCCGGAAGUGGUAAAAGCAUUCUUAUGAAAUAUUUAAUCCACGACACCCAUACCAUGGAAUUUCUUCGCCGUUGGAAACCCUCAGUUCAGGUAUUUCGAUUUUAUUUUUACGAGAUAGGGCUGAAUAAUUUGCAGCGGCAACUCGCGGGCUGUGUACGCACCCUUCUACACCAGAUUAUUGACAAAAAUCCUAAUGUUUUCGAGGUUCUAUUGCGAUCCCAACCAGAGAUACGAAUGAAAAUGUCAGCGUAUGAUUGGAACCUCCGUGAACUUUUUGAUGCAUUAUCCACAUGCCUUCGGUGUGAAGUUUCGGUCUCUUGCCUAUUUCUCGAUGGCCUGGACGAAAUACAAACUGACGGGAGACAAAACAUUGUAAAAAUUGUGGAGUUCCUAAAAGACAUUACAAAUGUCAAGAUAUGUGUGGCGAGCCGCCCAGAGAUUAUGUUCAGGCAACACUUAAGUCAUUACCCAACUCUCAGAGUGCAAGAUCUCACAAACAAUGCGAUCCAUUCCUACGCUAGGACGUCUCUACAAGAAUAUAGGAAUUCGGACAGGUACAUGUCUCUAUUUGAGACGCCAGAAGAACGCUAUCAACGUUUCCUAGAGGAAUUCGUAGCGAUGUCGAAUGGGGUAUUCCUAUGGGCAGCGUUAGCACUUAGAAGCGUUGUGGGGGGUAUAGAGAACGGAGAUUCAUUAAUCCUAUUAAACCAGCGAAUUUACGAAUUUGCACCCAAUCUCAAUGAGUUGUACGAACAAAUGUGGAAAAAACAGAAUGAAGACUCACAGGUGUAUAAAAAGCAAGCUUCUGAGAUAUUCUGGUACAUAUCACAGAGCGAGCAUGAUAACACGGUAUUAUGCCAUCUGCUAGCAACUAAUCAAGAACUACGGAGAGAGUUACAGCAAAUCAUCCUCACAAGGAGUACAGGCCUCUUAGAAAUAGUCAAACGCGAUAGUGCGCGCCCCGAUACAACAACUUACACCAAAGGAUUCAGGGCGCAGGUUCAGUUCAUACACCGAUCCGUUCGAGAAUUUCUCGAGGGCACGAAAAAUGGUCAACAGGUCAUGAAUCACGACCAGAGGUCUCCUGAGGCAAGGGAUCUCGCAUAUGUUAGCGCUCAAAUGGAUGCCGCAUACGUCUUCGCUGCCGAGGGAUGGAAAGUAGCAAAAGUACCACUGACACCGUGGAUUUGGGGUAUCGAUCCGAUGGAGUGGUACACAAGAGCAAUGAAUUGGAUGGAUCAUCUACGACUAAAUGGCAUAGGCGAGAAACAAUAUCAGGAAUGGAUGGCAUCAAAUAUAAAAGAGAGCAUGAGCCAAAACGUCCUCGUUGCCAGUGCUGGUGCAGGCGAUGCGGCCGUUCUCAAUCGGGUUCAUCAACAGGAGGAAGCAUUUGAGCGCAUUCCCUCGCAACAAAAGGCUGCAAUCCUUGUACAUUGUUGCGGAAAGUUCUUUGUCCUUAUGUCUGUGACGGAUAAUGGCAUUAGCAGUGUUACUCUCGACUAUUUCGAAAUGUUUGGGUUCAACAGCUUGUGGCGGUAUGUUGAUUGCAUUAAGUGGUUACUUGAAAACGGCGCCGACCCCCAUAUGAUCCUUAAGCCUGGGGCCGCCACGUCUUUGGAGUUCACUGUUUGGCUUCCAAUAUCGCUUCUCGACUUUUCAGCCUUUCGAUUGUUUUCCUCCCUCGCUAUUUUUAGUACUAUGCACAUUUUCUCCGACAUGCCAAUGCGGUUGGACUGGUGGUCUUGGCCGUCAGCGCAGGAAUUCAUAGUAAUUAUUCAGCGGGUUAUCAAAAUAUUUGGCAAGCUUAAGAACGGUGACCUGCGGGAUCAUGUAACCCUCAAGAUCCGACCUAGAUCUAGCGUAAUGCCACAAGUUCGCUUCUCGACAAAUAUUACCCAGAACUCCGAAUUCAUCAAUCGAAUUACGCAUGCCGAUAACCCCGCUGACGCCCGAGCCAUCCGCGAUCGCUAUGCUGAAACCAACUUCAUUGAAAUCCAUGCAAUAAAAUUCAAAGGGUCCGGCUGGCAGCGACUUGCGACAAACAAUGAGAUCGGGAAGAUUACUAGUUUGAAAGUUGCUUUCGCUGCGGCCUUAUUUGAACCGGAUUAUGUUACUGAAGAUAAAAUCGGUUCUGAGCUUGAGGAUGCUCUUGAAGCGAUUGCCCUAGAGGAGCCCGAUACAUCUGACUCUGAUAUGUCCGACGCCGAUUCGUCCAUGUCAAAUUAACCAUUUAUAUCUUCGGUAAAAUUAAAGGUCGCGUAGGCUUCAAGAUCUGCUCGAAUAUUUUAGUAUUUAUCUGGCCUCACUGUGUUCUGGAUA